CCAUCCUACUCCCCCCCACGCCCCGAAGGCGCGGCCCGAGGCGAGCUUUGCCCGGCCAAGAGACGGAGAAGCGCUCGCAGCGAAGAGGCAGAUUUUUCUUUGUUUUGACCCGAUUUGGCCCGAGCGAUUUGGUCCGGAAAUGUCUGGAAACAUCCAAGGUCCUGAACGGAGGAUCGUCCUGGUGGGCAAAACCGGCAACGGGAAGAGCGCGACGGGAAACACCAUCCUGGGAAGCCGUGUCUUCGAAUCGAAGAUGGCUUCCGGUUCCGUCACCAAGCGUUGCCAAAGGGAGGAGACGCAGGUGAGCGGCCGGAAGGUGGUGGUGGUCGACACGCCCGGCUUCCUCGACACCGGGCGUCCCGAGUUCGAAACGGGAAAGGAAGUGAAGAAGUGCGUGAAGUUUUGCACCCCGGGCCCUCACGUCAUCCUGCAGGUGAUCCGCCCGGGCCGUUUCACCCAGGAGGAGCAGGACGUGGCUCAGUUGAUCAAGGAGAUCUUCAGCCUCAACGCCAAGAAAUACAUGAUCCUCCUGUUCACCCGGAAGGAGGACCUGGAAGGGAAGGGCCUCGACCAGUUCAUCUCUCAGGGGAACUGCGCCCUGAAGGAGCAGGUGUACCUGUGCGGGAAACGUUACCUGGCUUUCAACAACAAGGCCGAAGGGGCGGAGCGAGAGGCGCAGGUGGCCCAGCUGAUGGAGAUGAUUGACGAGCUGGUGAAGAAGAACCAGGAUGCUCCUUGUUACACGGAGGAGAUGCUGGCGGCCGACAAGGAGGACCUCAGGAGCAGAUGGAACCUUUCCUGGUUGUGUCCACUCUUUUAGGGCAGGGCUUUUCAAAUUUUUCGCAGAUUGUACCCCUUUUAGGACAUGACAAUCUUUGAGUACCACCAGUGCUUAGCAAGGUGUCAAAAACUUGAUGACUAAAAAAAAUCGGGCGGAUUUGGGUUUUACUAAUUAGAUUCCUUGGCUGUCCUAGAAAUGGCUAGUUUAUAAUACUAUGGAAAAGUAAAAUGUUGGGGUUCAAUGUUAAUGCUUCCUUCUACGGCGGGAGGGAGUCUGUUCUUUUUCAUUUCUCCCCCUCACUUUUCCCCCCUUUUUCCUCCCCACCGUGUCCUACUAUUUGCUUUUGUAUUUUUGCACGUUAUUCUACAAUCGAAUAAAAUGUUACCAACUGUA
This is a messenger RNA of Crotalus tigris (Tiger rattlesnake), 1174 nucleotides long. RefSeq names its product GTPase IMAP family member 9-like. Bases 140 to 820 code for a protein of 226 amino acids. Lineage: Eukaryota; Metazoa; Chordata; Lepidosauria; Squamata; Viperidae. The transcript is spliced from 3 exons. The record is from RefSeq and is a predicted model, not a curated record. Gene Ontology annotation, molecular function: GTP binding.